Myripristis murdjan (pinecone soldierfish) is the source of this 765-nucleotide messenger RNA. RefSeq names its product trypsin-3. Bases 1 to 765 code for a protein of 254 amino acids. Lineage: Eukaryota; Metazoa; Chordata; Actinopteri; Holocentriformes; Holocentridae. The transcript is spliced from 5 exons. Gene Ontology annotation, molecular function: serine-type endopeptidase activity. Gene Ontology annotation, biological process: proteolysis. The record is from RefSeq and is a predicted model, not a curated record.
AUGAUUAUGGCUCAGUCCUGUCCUCUCUCACUACUCCUCUUGGUGACUGUCAACGCAGCAGGUGUGUAUGGGGUCAGAAUCAUCGGGGGUCAAGAGGUCCAGCCCUACUCCAUCAAGUAUCAAGUCUCCCUACAGUACUACAAUUACCACUUCUGCGGGGGCACCCUCAUCCAUCCACAGUGGGUGGUGAGUGCCGCCCACUGCUGGAGACCGAGCCACAUGCUCAAAGUUGUCCUGAGUGAGCACAACCUGCGUUACAGAGAGGGCUUCGAGCAGGAAUUUGGCGUAAUCAGAGUCAUCACCCACUACCUGUACCACUACAGGACGUUUGACAAUGAUAUCAUGCUGAUCAAGUUGGACCGGCCAGCUACCAUGAAUGCCAUGAUCCAGCUGGCCAUUUUGCCCGAUCCAGACUCGCCCCCCUUGAACGACACCACCAGGUGUACAGUCAGUGGAUGGGGUGUGACCCAGAUCUACAACCACUAUCUGUCCCCUGUGCUGAGGGCUGUGGAUGUGGACUUCAUCCCCAAUUGUCAGUUCUACUACUACUUCAGGAUCACUGACAACAUGAUCUGUGCCGGCUCUAGGUUUGGAGGCAAGGACUCCUGUCAGGGUGAUUCAGGAGGGCCUCUUAUUUGUGAUGGAAAAUUUGAGGGUGUUGUGUCCUGGGGUAUCAGCUGCGCCAACGCAUACUUCCCUGGUGUCUACACAAAGGUCAGAAACUACGUUCCCUGGAUCAACUGGAUCAUCCAGAUUCACAGCUAG